GUCAUGCAGGAGAACUAUGAGAAUGUGACCUCGCUGGCCCCCCAAUUAAACUAAACCAACACAGGAAACAUCCCAAUCACCAGGUCAACGUACAGUCUCCAUCAAUAUGAGAGAGCAGCUCCAAUCCUGUCAAAAAGGGGGUUGAAAAAUAGGACCAAGGGACAGCUGGGAAGCGCAGAGUUUUCAGUCUCCAAACCUGAUAUGAUCUCCCGGCUGGAACAAGGAGAGGAGGCGUGGUUCCUGGAUCUCCAGGGUUUAGAGGAAAGAGAGAUCCUGACAGGUGCCUGCACAGAUGAGGGAUCAUUAAACCAACACGGUGCUGGGAUGGUGAGUGAGAACAAGGAGCAGAAUCCUCAGCAGGAAGAUGCUGAGCAAGUGGAAGCGCAUGGGGCAUUAUCGCAAAGACUCAGCGGGAGCCUGUUCAGAAGCCAUGAGCAGGGAAAAGCCGGUGAGAGUCAGCGCAGGCCAGAGAGGCUGGAGAGAAACCAGCCAGGGGAAAACGGGGAUAAAUCCAUUAACUGUCAGGGAAUUCACAAGGACCUCAAGGAAGCCACAGCCCAGCAGAGACUCCCCACAGGAGAGAGAAACAACACAUGCACUGAGUGUGGGAAAACCUUCAGUUGCCGCUCUGGCCUUAUUAAGCAUCAGAGAAUCCACACAGGGGAGAGACCCUACGAAUGCGGUGAGUGCGGGAAAAGCUUUGUUCGGAACUCACACCUUGUUACGCAUCAGAGAAUCCACACCGGGGAGCGACCCUACGAAUGCUGCAAGUGCGGGAAAAGCUUCAGCGACAGCUCAGCCCUUGUUACGCAUCGGAGAACCCACACGGGAGAGACACCCUACGAGUGCCAGGAGUGCGGGAAAAACUUCACUCGGAGCUCCAACCUUAUUAUGCACCAGCGAAUCCAUACGGGAGAGAGACCCUACAAAUGCUAUCAGUGCGGGAAAACCUUCGCUCGGCGGUCAAACCUGAUCAGACAUCAGAGGAUCUAUACAGGCGAGGGUCCCUAUAUAUGCGCUGAGUGUGGGAAAACUUUCCAUCAGAGCUCGACCCUUGUUUAUCAUCAGAGAAUCUGCAAAGGAGAUCAACACUGCGAAAACCCUGUCUAGGGCUGGCAAAAGAGGGAGGUUUUUUGUUUGUUUGUUUUUGUCCUCUAAGACUUUUGUUAAUUCCCACAUAUUGACGUUUAAGCUGUUUGGCCACUUUGCUUCACCGUGUUCUCUCAGCUCCCCUAGGCAAGUUGCCUGCUUUUGCCUUCUGCCGUUUGCCCUUUUCUGGGGUGAAUCCUGUGGUCCUGUCUCUCAAUUCCAUUGUCCUUUGAGUCUUGGAAGUGUGGCAUCAGCCCCAGAUGGGAGAGAGAGGGGUGACUUCAACUAGCUAA
Molecule: messenger RNA, 1382 nt
Organism: Chelonoidis abingdonii (Abingdon island giant tortoise)
Lineage: Eukaryota; Metazoa; Chordata; Testudines; Testudinidae
Source: RefSeq, a predicted model, not a curated record